AUGAAUCGGGUGCCCAACAUUGCAAAACAACCGCAAAAAUCUUCCCAGAGAAAGGAGAAGGCCCCUCCAGAGGUUCCGGCUAUUAUCACCGAUAAAGAGCGUGGCUCCUAUUAUGAGAAAGGGAGAUUUUUGGGCAAAGGAGGAUUCGCUCAUUGUUAUGAGCUCACUAAUCGAGCCACGCGUGAGGUGGUUGCUGGAAAAGUGGUUCCCAAAACUAUGCUUGUUAAGCAAUACCAAAGAGACAAGAUGACUCAAGAAGUGCAAAUUCAUCGGGAAUUGUGCCACAAGAACAUCGUCAAGCUUUUUCACUUCUUUGAAGAUUCGCUCAAUGUAUAUAUUACAUUAGAGCUAUGUGCUAGACGGUCGUUGAUGGAAUUGCAUAAGAGAAGAAAGGCUGUAACCGAGCCUGAAGCUCGUUACUUUACUCAUCAAGUUGUUGAAGGUGUUCUUUAUUUGCACGACCUUAAAAUCAUUCAUCGCGAUAUGAAGCUUGGAAAUCUGUUCCUGAACGACGAUCUUGUUGUUAAAAUUGGUGACUUUGGUUUGGCGACAACUGUUGAUGGAGAUGAACGUAAGAAAACUUUGUGUGGAACUCCGAACUACAUCGCUCCUGAGGUUCUCAACAAAAUGGGCCACUCCUUCGAAGUUGAUAUCUGGGCAGUUGGUUGUAUCCUCUAUAUUCUGCUUUUUGGUCAGCCUCCAUUUGAAUCAAAGUCCCUGGAAGAGACAUAUUCAAGAAUCCGUCAUAACAACUACACGAUUCCGUCAAGCUCGACGCAAACAGCGUCUAAUUUGAUUCGAAAGAUGCUUCAUGCCGAUCCAACUAAACGCCCAACGGCAAAAGAGGUGCAUCGCGACAUCUUCUUCAAGUCUGGCUUCAUGCCGGCUCGACUCCCUGUUUCUUGCUUGACUAUGGUUCCGAAAUUCGGUGGCCAUGAAACAUCAAUGAUGGAGGAAAACGUGGCGCCAAGAGGAACCGAUGCACGGGUGCAGCGCCCAUUGAAUGGUAGGGCGGGACUGGCUGCUUUGCCACCUCACAUGGUGGCGAACAAUGCUGAACGCGAGAAAGCUCAACAGCAAGCUUCUGAGGCAACAUUCAGAGAACCAGAAGAUGCUUAUCUCUCGCAGCUUUUCCAUCAAGUGGCUGUGCUUCUCGAGCAACGCAUUCCAGGGAUUGAAGAGGAAGAAGCUGCUCUAGAUGGAUAUCAAUCACCGGAGUGUCUCCCAAUCUUUUGGAUUUCGAAAUGGGUGGAUUACUCGGAUAAGUAUGGAAUUGGAUAUCAAUUAUGCGACAACUCAGUCGGAGUUCUGUUCAAUGACAACUCUCGUAUCAUGCUUGACCAAGCAGGAAAUGAAUUGACUUACAUUGAAAAAAGCAAUAAGGAACAUUAUUUUUCCAUGCAAAACGGAGAAAUUCCGAUGACACUCAAUAAGAAAGUUACCCUCCUCAAAUAUUUCCGGUCUUACAUGAACGAUCAUCUCGUCAAAGCUGGAGAAGGAUCGGAACAGAGAGUUGGAGAUGACUUGGCUCGUCUCCCAACCCUGCGUGUGUGGUUCAGGACUAAAUCUGCCAUUGUGUUACACUUAUCCAACGGAACUGUGCAGAUAAACUUCUUCAAUGAUCACGUCAAGAUGAUGAUGUGUCCUCUGAUGCAAGCCGUCACCUUCAUAGAUCAGAACAAACGUAUGCUCACGUAUAAACUGAGUAACCUGCAACGCAAUGGUUGUCCGGAGAAAUUCCUCCAUCGACUGAAAUAUGCUAAAACCAUGAUCGAACGGUUGAUGAGUGACGCUAACGUCGUUGCCCAUAACCCUUCCAGACAAGCGGAUGUUCCACGUGGUAUGGCAUCUGCGCGCUCCGCUUCCGCUGGUUCACGAGGACCAAUUCACAACGGAAAUCAUCUCCCACAAUCAGCCAGUGGAUCCAAUAUCCAUCCACGUCGAUAA
Molecule: messenger RNA, 1947 nt
Organism: Caenorhabditis remanei
Lineage: Eukaryota; Metazoa; Nematoda; Chromadorea; Rhabditida; Rhabditidae
Exons: 7
Coding region: 1-1947 (648 amino acids)
Biological process (GO): mitotic cell cycle; protein phosphorylation; regulation of cytokinesis
Cellular component (GO): cytoplasm; nucleus; spindle pole
Molecular function (GO): protein serine/threonine kinase activity; ATP binding; protein binding
Source: RefSeq, a predicted model, not a curated record